This is a messenger RNA of Vavraia culicis subsp. floridensis, 1368 nucleotides long. RefSeq lists its product as uncharacterized. The coding region runs from base 1 to 1368 and encodes 455 amino acids. NCBI's taxonomy places the organism in Eukaryota, Fungi, Microsporidia, Pleistophoridae. The record is from RefSeq and is a predicted model, not a curated record. The transcript has a single exon.
AUGAAUUGCCUCUGCGCUUUACUCACGAUAUUUUCAAUGCUCGCUCUUGCAAGAUUGAACCAAGUAAUGAUGGACGAGGACACUAACUUUCUUUGGCAAGACUAUGAAUCUGUGGAUAUUGCUGAGAAUGAGUCGAAAAUGUCAAGUGAGGUUGAAUUCGGGCAGAAAUACAAGCCUUUUGACCCUAAGGACACAAUUGCUGCAGUCCAGCAAUUAGUUUCGGCUACGUCAACGGUGGAACAGAAUAAUUUGAAAAAGUCGGCCUCUGCAAUUCAGGCAAGUAUAAGCACAGGAAUCAACAAUUUAAACAAAGCACUGGAAAAAGCAAUAACAACCCAACUAAAUGCCAUACCAGGGGUUGAACUGACGGGCAUCACCGCAAUUGUAAAUGACCUUAGCCAUAAGUUGAACGGGUUUCUCACCAUAUACUCGCAAACAUCUGACCAAGACUUUGUAACUGCUAUCAAUGCCUUAAAGAAGUGUUUGAAGCUUGUGAAGGAGAACUAUGAUGGUGAAAAGGUAACGCAAACACCCGCUGAAUGUGUGCAGGCGCUGAUCAACAGUCACGCAGCUGCAGAGCAGAAAUCGCGCACCACGCUCAACAAACUCGUUAAUCAGACACUAACCGCUGUACCUAAGUCCUCACUCGUCAGUAAUUUGAUUUCACAGAUCAAACAGCUUACUAUUACGGCUGAGACUGCCAUCCUGUCCGCGACAGCAACGACUCAGAAGAACAUGAGCAACUUCGUCCAGCGAACAUUCACAAAUGCACUGGAGUUUAAUGCACUGCAACUGAAUAAUCUUCAGAAAAACCUGGCAACUACUUUGCAAGCAAUGCUUAAGAACCUAUACACCAAAGGAGGAGUGCCUUCGAAGUACUUGUUCAAACAAACCGGUCUCAUAAUGUUUGAUGAGAAUAACUCAAUAUCAGAGCUCGAUCUUCUGGCCAGUUCUUGGUUGAAAUUUGAAAUGCAUGGCACCAUUGUGUUGAACGCAGGAAAAGUUGACAUGAUCUGCGAAAAGUUUUCUCUGAAUGGCGAAGAAACGCUUUUCAAUAAGUUGUUUCCUCGUUUCUCGUUCAAAUCCAAGGGCAAUAUAACUUUGUGGCUGUUGGAAAGCACCGGUCCCUCUGAUGAAUACGAUUUCGGGAGCCGUGGAACGAUAACAUUGAUGCCAUCGUCAGCAGGACAUAGCAACACUAUUAUAACGAGUAGCGCAUCAGUAACGCACAACGAAUACCGGUUCAAAUCGGAUGGACAGAUAAUUUUCGGCAAAAAAUUCGCUGCACGAAACAAUACGAACCCGAUCGUUGUACCAAUUGGUACUUGGGUGCCGUUCACGUCGUCUGGUGCCAUCUCAUUCCCAUGA